AUGACGCCCAGGUAUUUGAGUUGUUUGAGUUGUAAGAUGACUUUUAAAUCUCCGUCUUUGCUGGAAAAGCACCAGGAGAAGUUUUGCAUCGGGACUGAGGUCGGAAGAGCGUUGAUAACUAAAACCCCUGAAGAUAUGCUUAAUCAGCUGAAGGACUAUAAGCGACGCCGUGAAGAGCAGAGGAAGCAACGGGAAAUGGAGGAGCGAGAGAACCUGGAGGAAAUGGAUGAGAACGAGAGGAGGUUAAUGUGUGAUCAUUUGACAUCUGCUGAACAGGAAGAUUUUGCCCAGGAUGGCCCAAACCUGAGGCAGCAGUGGUUUCAGGAACACAAAAAUCAGUUGCAAAACCUGGCCCAAGCUCAUGGAAACCACGUCACUGCUCUAAUAUCUCGUAACAAGGAAUUAGAGGAACAGCGAGCAGAGGUUGUGAAAAAAUUAAAAGACUUGUCUCAGAAAGGUAAAAUCUCUUCGCAAGUGGAGAAUAUGUUGGCAGAGCUCAAAGCACAAGAAUACAAGAACGAACUACUUUUGGAGUCUAUGAAGCAACAGCUGGAGAUUCUACAGCUGGAAACCAUACAAAACAAAGUUGCAAGCAGACACCAUACUUCACAGUCACAUUUAUCAAAGAAAAAGGAGAAGGUUCAGCAGCUGCAGACAUUUCUUCCUUUCUAUGGUGGAGGAAGCCUGUCAUCUGAAAUCAGUGCCUUGCGACUUUCCUACCUGCAGAAUGGCGGCAAUGAUCAAUUGAUCCUCAUCCAGCUGCACGACCUCUUGGCUGAAGCGAUGCAACUGGAACAGAGGGUGAAGCAACCAAAAACUCAACGGAAGGAGAGGAGCUACAGGGAACAUGAAACAUCCAAACGCAAUUUGGAUUCAGAGCUGAUCUCUCUGGAGGUAGAAAAUCAGCAACUCGAAGAGGAAAUUCUCAAACUGCAACUCAAGCAACAAAGGAAUCGCAGAAGCCAAAAAGCACUGAAGACUUCCAUUGGCCAAAGGCUAACGUUAUCACUAUAUGGAGAUGAAAGUGAUCAACUGAUCAGGAAAGAUAGUUACCAGAAAAUGAGGACUCUGAAGACAGAGAUUGAUCUCUUGAAACAAGAAGUGGAGAUCCAGCGCCUUCAGCGUCACAAGAGGAACUCAAAGACCAGGGACCUUCCCAAUGCUACUGAGCGAACUUCUUCAUUUCUGCCAAUGGAGGAUGCCAGACCUCAAACUCCAACUCUUUCUAAACAUUUUCUAGAUUCCAGUGAGGGCUUGGGACCUGCACCAUAUGAUCCAGUAGCUGGUUUUGUGGUUUUCUAUGAUUUUCUCCUGGGAUUGGAUGCUACGUACCGGGUUUGCCGUCUGGUGGUGGGCCUUUACCAUGGCGGGCAGGAAAUGGGUGAUCCCUCACCACUUCCAGCUGUCUACUGCGAUGUUGACAACUUACCAAACUAUUUUCCAGAAUCUGGUGGAGGCAACAGAGCAAUCCUGGCAGUCAAGCAAGUUGUGCCGAGGGUCCGUCCAUCUCCAGGAAUUAGUCUUAUUAUCGAGCUACAAGCUUCUGGGGGCUUUGAUCCUUAUGGGCAAGACAUCAACCGUCUCAUUUCACGAGGGUGGAUCAAGAUUGAUACUUUUGACUCCCAGAAUCGUGUGAUCAGUGGCCGAUGGAAGGUUCCAGUUCGAGUUCUACCAGUUAAACCAUCCAUGACUACCGGUGAAUUGAAUGGAGUACCUCAGUUGGAAAAUGUGGAAUUAUACCUUCGUUUAGUCAACGCAAGAGAUGCAAGUGUCCAGACAACUGCAGCCAUUGAUUGCAAUAAUGCUAGCUUGUAUAAAUAUCCACCACUGGCAUCAGUACGCACUACUGUUCCCAUUGAUGCUCCACUCUCGUCUUAUUGUUCAUCUUACCAUUACCCAACCAUGCAAAUGGUCCAUCCCUCUUUUGGUGAGACUGUGGACCCUCCACCUCCUUCUGCUGAUAUGAUGGUACUUCAGUGUUCUCCCUCAGCCAGAACUCAAUAACCAUGAUUCAAACUCACCAGCCCCAAGACAAAGCAAAAUUCAAAAUGCAAAACAGUAUUCCACUGUUGAAUGAUAUUAAACAGCAAAAAUUGUGAAAACUGAACAGAACUUCCACUGGUGAUGCUAGUAAGAAGUUCUGGGGCAAUGCUCAUGACUAGUCAGAGAUUUUGUAGAAGUGUGAUGUCAAAACUUUGAUAAGAAAUGGAAUGUUUGCAAGAAAUGUGCUACACACAGGGCUUUUAAAGUAAUUAAUGUGCAUGUGUUCAAUAUAACAUCUUAUAGACCAAUUAGAGUUGGAUCUUCUGUCCCCACCAAUGCAGUUCUGUAAUUAAGCCAAAAUACUCAUAUUAAAAGAAAAUAAGUGAAGCAAUGUAGAUAAUCUUGCAACAGGGUCUCACCCAAUGUGACCAAUUCAUUGAAACUGCAGAUAUGUGGAUUCUGCAUGAUAAAACCUGCCUCAUUAACUGCAAUCUGAACAGCUGACUAGGGCACAAAACUGGUAACCCAUGGUAACCCUAACUGCUGUGUGUUGAAUGGUCAUUUGCAACAGAUAUCACAGAGGUGACCCCAUUGAAAAGAAAAUUGUCACAUUCUGUAGGAGAGUCAUGGAGUCAUACAGCACAGAAACCAUCUUUCAGUCCAACUCCUCUGCGCCAACCAGACCUAACCCAUUUGCCAGCACUUGGCCCAUAUCACUAUAAACACUUCUCAUUCAUAUAUCAGAUGCCUUUUAAAUGUUGUAAUUGUACCAGUCACCACCACCAACUCUGGCAGCUUGUUCCAUACAUGCACUACUUUCUGGGUGAAAAGGUUACCCCUCAGUUACUUUUUACAUUCUUCCCCUCUCACCUUAAACCAAUGCCCUCAAGUUUUGAUGUAUGUUAAAAACAUCUUUAACAAAGUAAAAUGACAAACAAUAUUGCAUUUUGUUUCAUUCCAAUCAAAAUCAGGACAUAUGAAUUAUUAUAACCCUAUUAAUAAGAGAAAAUGAACUGCAACAGGGGACAAUAGAUGAAAAUUGGAUUAAAGCAAUACGUAGAGUCAUAGAGAUGAAUAGCACGGGAACAGAUCCUUUGGUCCAACUCAUCCAUGUCGACCAGAUAUCCUAAAUUAAUCUAAUCCCAUUUAUCAGCACUUGGCCCAUAUCCCUCUAAAUGCUUCCUAUUUAUGUACACAUCCAGAUGCCUUUUAAAUGUUGUAAUUGUACCAGCCUCCACUACUUCCUAUGGCGGCUCAUUCCAUACAUGCACCACGCUCUGUGUGAAAACGUGCACCUUUGGUUCCUUUUAAAUCUUUCCCCUCUCACCUUAAACCUAUGCUGUCUAGUUCUGGAAUCUUCACCCCAGGGAAAAGACCAUAUCUAUUUACCCUAUCUAUGCUCCUUAUGAUCUUAUAGACCACUACAAGUUUACCCAAUAGCCUGCAAUGCUCUAGGGAAAACAGCCCCAGCCUGUUCAGCGCUCUGUGUAGCUGAAACCCUCCAACUCUGGCAAAAUUGGUGCAAAUUUUUUCUGAACAUCUUAAAAGAUUUCCAAGAUUUACUUAAAUAGUUACUCUACUCGAUACCCACACAGAGAGGUGGUGAUGGUCGUCGAUGGAAGUACAUAGCUGCAGUAAUUUUUACAGUGGAUUCCUCUUAGGUUUGUGGUAUAUCUUGUUAGAAUGUUAAAAUGUCAGAAAUGCUGGACAGUGGGACAGUGGAUAGGAAUAAGACAUAAUGAAUGGUUUUGUUAAUUUAUGUAACAACAUUCAUAAUCCUAGAAAAUCCCAAAGCAAUACUUUUGAAGAGUAGUCACUCGGCAGUAGCUCAGUAAGAUCUCUCAAAAUAUCAUAAAAGGCAUAUCAUCUUUUGGUACUGGUUAAAGAUAAAAUGUUGAUGAAAACACUUGGCACAGUGCAUUUCCGCAUCUUUGAAUAUUGCGACAGGAUCCUUUGUAUUCAGCCAAAAAGGCCUUCAUUUGAUAUCUCAGGUAAAGGACAAGAAGCUGGAUUUUCUGUUUCUGACAUUGAUCAGACCCAUGUCAGAAGCCCCAAACUGACAGUGUCUGGGUCUGCAAAUUCCAACUUGACCUGGCCAUUCCCAACAGAUACCACCUUUUCUGGGGCACGAAAUGUGACCGGUCACCUGAGGCCAAAUCAAAACUGGCGCUGCCAUUUAAAUGGUGUAAAUGCAAUUUUCCAUGACUUGGUAUUUUCAUUGAAAUGAAUGGGUUUCUGAAGGCUGUGGAAACGUGCUCAGUCAAUUAAUUCAUGAGUCUUGGGGGAACCUGCAGUGGAAUCAGAGUUGAUACAAAAGUUGUAAAGUUGAGAGCAUGGU
This is a messenger RNA of Hemiscyllium ocellatum (epaulette shark), 4321 nucleotides long. Its product is annotated as coiled-coil domain-containing protein 17-like. The transcript is spliced from 13 exons. The record is from RefSeq and is a predicted model, not a curated record. Bases 1 to 2004 code for a protein of 667 amino acids. Lineage: Eukaryota; Metazoa; Chordata; Chondrichthyes; Orectolobiformes; Hemiscylliidae.